Messenger RNA from Pseudogymnoascus verrucosus, 1783 nucleotides. It is a transcript of the gene LSB5, whose product is annotated as Putative actin patch assembly and actin polymerization protein. Gene Ontology annotation, biological process: endocytosis; actin filament organization; actin cortical patch localization. The record is from RefSeq and is a predicted model, not a curated record. Bases 344 to 1597 code for a protein of 417 amino acids. Lineage: Eukaryota; Fungi; Ascomycota; Leotiomycetes; Thelebolales; Thelebolaceae. Gene Ontology annotation, molecular function: ubiquitin binding; phosphatidylinositol binding. The transcript has 7 exons. Gene Ontology annotation, cellular component: actin cortical patch.
GUGCCGGAACCUUAACACAAAGUCGCCGGUAGUUAUAAUCAAUAGCCUUCAUCUCAAACACCUCCUGCAUCGGACCGAGGGAGGAUCCUUGUUAGCUGUGCGGCAAUUAUCCAAGUGGCACGUUACCACGGCUCAUAAACAAGGGUUCAUUGCCCCUUCCGAUAUAGCAAGACGAUAGUGGCGGAGAGCAUAUCGAUCAAAGAACAACAACCGCAUCACCUCACAGGUACCACCACUACCGUCUCUAUCUUCUCUGCGUCUCGAGCUGUGUUUGAAAUCCUGAAAAGCAGCGUUAUAUUGCUCGUUUUACCGCAGUGCGUUAGAUACUACAUUAUUAUCGACAAUGUUUAGCUCUAAAAAACCAUACUCCUCGGUUACGGUCGCCAUCGAGCGCCUCACAAGUGAGCAGUUCGAGGAGGAUGACCUGAGCGGGAUCCCGGAUCUGGUUGAAGCAAUUGGGCUGCAAGCAACAGGACCUGCGGAAGCCGCGCGAGCCAUCCGGAAGAAACUAAAGUAUGGCAACGUCCAUCGCCAACUCCGAGCACUUACCAUCCUUGAUGGCCUCAUGCAAAAUGCAGGGUCCCGGUUUCAGCGAGCGUUUGUCGACGAACCUCUCCUUGAGAGAUUAAGAGUUUGUGCGACCUCGCCCAUGUCAGAGAAAGAAGUACGGGCUAGAUGCCAGGUUUUAUUCGCUGGUUGGGGGCAGACUUAUAAGAGCACGCCCGGACUGGAACGGAUUGCUCGCCUUAACAAGGAACUUCCAAAACGGAAACAGGUAGUCACUCAAGAUAGAUCCAAAGUGCUAAAGGAAACUGAGCGGGACCCAUUCGAAGAUGAAGAGGAUGAAGAGGCUCAGCAAGCUGCCAGCCGUUCCACAGCUCCUUCACCGACUCCCGGAGCGGCACCCAAGAGCCAUAAAUCCAAGCCAAGCAGCUCUGGUAUCAGCAGCAGCCUAUUUGGAUCAACAACACCAACAAAGCCGAAGAAGUCGAAGAAGGGGUCGAAGAGCAAGAGCGGACCUUUUAACCUCGAGGCAGAGAAAGCCAACAUGAAAACCAACAUUGCUGAGUCCUCAGUUGCUUCUAUCAACCUCCUCAACGCCUUGCAGAGGAUUAAUCGAGAGGAGGAACGUGUCUCGGAGAACCAAGCUUGCGUUGCUCAAUUUGAGCGCUGCAAGUUACUCCGAAGGCACAUUCUUCGCUAUAUUCAAAAUAUCGAAGCCGAAGAAUGGCUUGGAGCUCUCAUCCAAGCCAACGACCAACUCGUCACCGCGCUCAUGACAUUUGAGCAGCUGGAUAGCUCCAUCGAUGCAGACAGUGACUCCGAUGACGAACUCGCUGAGCAAGCACAUGCGUACCGAAUGCUCCAAGAAAAGGGGAAAGCUGUCGACGGGGCAGCCGCGGAACUUGCUGGUUUAAAACUUAGCCUAGCUUCCGCAGCCCCUGCACCUGUGGCACCCCCUCGCCCUGCCGCACCACCAGUUGUGGAUAACUAUGAUUCCGUUGAGGAAGAAGACGAUGAUAACCCUUUCGGAGAUGCAAAUGCAUUGGAGAGUCCUGCUCUCGAGAGAGAUGAGCCGAAGUGGAGGUCAGUGUAGUUGGUGGAUUCUUUUAAUGCUGGUAGAGCGGAGGAUGAUGUUAUUUGUGGUGCGGAUACCAUCGUUCUUGAUGCGUGACAAUUCGUUUGGCAUGGGUCGAUAUCUGAUGGUAACAGCGGAUUGUUAUUAGCGUAACAUAGAGCUUGAACCUGGCAAUUAUGCCGAAUACAUGUUUAUCUUUUGGUU